Molecule: messenger RNA, 1923 nt
Organism: Drosophila sechellia
Lineage: Eukaryota; Metazoa; Arthropoda; Insecta; Diptera; Drosophilidae
Product: nicalin-1
Exons: 6
Coding region: 86-1768 (560 amino acids)
Biological process (GO): regulation of signal transduction
Cellular component (GO): membrane
Source: RefSeq, a predicted model, not a curated record
AUAGUUUAUCAAUUCAUUUUUACAAUAAGUUAAUUGCCAACAUCGGUAAAUUUAUUAGGAAAUUAUUCUAUUAAAACGUGAAAAGAUGAAUGAAGCGGACAGUUUAACCGAAAUAUUCAGGGGCGGCUUACCUCACUGCCUUCUGAUUGUGUUUUCCUUGUUGUUAACAUGCUCACCGGUAAUGCCAAGCGAAUUCGAGGUUAUUUCCAUGUCCAAAUACGAUCUAAAUGGACAGCAUUAUGGAAGCCGCGUAGCUUCAAUAUCCCUAGAAGCUAGAUCUUUGUACUCGUGGAAUACUUCAAGGCACUGUGUGCUCACACGGUUAACCGACUUGUCAAUCCACGAUUUUGAUAAGUUACGGCAAGGUGCAGGAGGCCUAAUUCUCAUGUUGCCGUCGAAUAUCUUGAAUCUGGAUCCAGAAACCAAAGAACUUAUAACUAUUCUGGAGCAAUCAAUGCUGACCCACACAGCUGCUGUUCCCAUUUACUUCGCUCCGUACAACAAAGAUUUGGAAAAGAUCAUUGAUGAUAUUACGUACACGACUACGGAUAGUCCGGGUCAAAAUCAAACGGCGCUGGCACAAUUGGUUGUAACCGUUUCGGCCAACAGAUAUCACAUUAAUGUCGGCGGCGGCAGCAUUGCGGCCAAUAAGAAUAGCAAAAUUCCCAUUAUCCACGGCGAACUGAUACCCAAUCAAUUGGCACUAAAACCCACGGAAUCCGUUGCAGAUGGACAAAAACUUCCCGUCAUCUUGAUAACAGCGAAUCUGAAAACCUUUGGUAUAUAUAAUGAUUACCCAGUGAAUGCCGAUGCUGCAGUUUUGCUGGUGCUGAUGGAGUUGUUCAGUAAAUUGCACUAUACAUCCAGUAUGGCACCCAAGUAUCGACUCCGAUUUUUGCUUUCGGACGCAGGCGUCCUACUAAACUUCCAGGGCUCCAAGAAGUGGCUCGAGGUUGAUGAUAAUGCGCUGCAGAACGUUGAGUUUGUGCUGUGCUUGGACACCAUUAGCGAAAGCUUAUCCUACACAACGGACAAUGCUUUGUACAUGCACGUUUCCAAGCCACCCAAGGAUAAGACUUCUAUUAGCAACUUCUUCAAACUCUUGAAGUCAUCAGCUGAAAAGUAUUCCGAUGGUCUGGCGGUCGAGGGUGUGCAUAAGAAGAUCAAUCUAGCAGACACCAAACUGGCCUGGGAGCACGAGCGGUUCAGCAUUAAGCGCUAUCCCUCAUUCACCCUGUCAUCUGUAAAGAGUCCAAGAAGCCCCAUUCGUACAACCAUUUUCAAAAACGACGAGAGUCGCCUAGUGGAGCACACUCUCAACACGACGCGAAUUAUUGCGGAAGCUCUGGCUAGUUUUAUGUACAAGGUUGAUUCAACCUCCAGCAUUUUUGAGGGACAGUUGGCCAUUAAGGAAGAAAACAUCUUGCCAUACUUUGGAGUGAAAUCCAUUCUGCAUAAUAACGACGUGAAGGAUGCUUUCGAAAAAUACCUUAAUAAUGUUAAGAUCAUUUACGAUAAACCCGACGCCAGAGACCCUGAAUUUAUGUUCUAUAACGAGAACGAGGUUAAACUGAAUGUUUACAGAGUGAAGCCGGCGAUCUUUGAUCUCUUCCUGACUUUCGUCAUUGGCGCCUAUCUAUUGGCUGUAUUCCUGGCCAUACAAUACUUCCCCCGGUUUUACGAUGAAGUUUCCAAGCUAACGAAGGAGGAUCCCGCGGGACAACCCAAUGGACACUCUUCUGAACGAGUCAGAAUGAAGUCACAUUAGUAACAAAAUGGUAUUGAGUAUAAUAUUGCGAUUGCGAGUAGGAAAAUCUUAUGUUCAAAAUUAUUUUUCAAAACUUUUCUAAUGCUAAAUGAACGAUUGUUAAUAAACUCUAUAGAACUGUAGAAAUCUGUCCACGCGUGAUGUGGCAUACGAAA